Malassezia sympodialis ATCC 42132 is the source of this 3042-nucleotide messenger RNA. It is a transcript of the gene RAV1, whose product is annotated as Rav1p. Lineage: Eukaryota; Fungi; Basidiomycota; Malasseziomycetes; Malasseziales; Malasseziaceae. Gene Ontology annotation, biological process: vacuolar acidification. Gene Ontology annotation, cellular component: RAVE complex. The record is from RefSeq and is a predicted model, not a curated record. Gene Ontology annotation, molecular function: protein binding.
AUGGCACUGCGGCUGUGGGCCUCGAUCGAUGCCGCGAGCGACGUACGUGAUAUCUCGGCAGGCGACGCGCCCGACAUGACGCGCGUCGUCGCGCUCCUGUACUGCGAUGCAGGGCGCCUUGCGCUUGCGCUCCAGCACGACCUCUCCCUGCUGGCCUUGCAGGAGCAGCGCGUUCUCACGGGCGUCGCGACCGACACGCGCGAGGCCGCGGAGCGCCGCGCGACGCGGCGCCGGCAGCUGGAGCAGUACCUCGCCAAGGGCGCUGACCUGUUUCUCGCACUCAUGGGCGAUGGCUCUAUGGUCGUGUAUGUGCUGAUGAACGUCGACAGAGGCUCCCCGACACUGUCGCAAACCUUCCUCUCCCUCAAGGUGCCGCCGUGUAUCUCGACGGAGCUCACGCAGCCACCGCUCAUGCUCGAGUUUAUGCCGCUGGCGCCGCUGCGCCACGCGCCUUCGUCCGUACUGCCGACCGCGCUCAUCCACGGGCAGACCGCCUCGGGCCUGCGGGGCAUGAUGGCCGUGUCACUCGCACUCCUUCUGGACGGCGAUCCCGGCGGCCUGUUUGUGCAGGACACGAUCAUGGGCCCUGACAUCGACGAGAAGCCGCUCCGCGCACAUGUACAGCCCUUUUUGCGCGCAGAGCACCGCUCCGAUAUCGUGUCGCUGCAGGUAGCGCACCGCGGCCGGACGCUUCUCAGCUUCUCCCGCGAUGGCGUCCUAAUAUGGUGGGAGCUCUGCGCGAACGGGCAGGUGGCCCUGCAUUCAAAGCACCAGAUGCGCCUGCGCGACGCAUUCGCCACGUGUGCGCUCGGCCACAGUGCGAAGGUCGCCGUGCUGUGCCCCGGCGCCCUCGUCGUGGCGCUGCUCGGCGAGGAUGGCUGGGCCGGGACGCCCAACGCGACCAUGGCACUGCAUGGUAUGAGUGCGCAGCGCUUCGAGCUGCCUGCCAUCGAGCCGGAUCAGGUGGCCGCGUUCGAAUGCGUGCCUGUGCAGGACGCGCACCGGCUGUAUCUCGUCCUGCGCGAUGGACGCCUGCAUACCUGGUCCGUGCACCACCAGGGGGAGGGGGCCGUACAGGCUGAGGGAUGGCACACCCUCUCGUCGUCGGUCGAGGGCGUGGCGCUCGUGCCGCACUGGCAUCCCGGGCACCGCGCGGCCUUGCUGGCCAUCACGCAAGGCGGCGAGCUGCAGGUGUGGGCGGACGAGUCGCUCACCUGUACCCUGUCGUGGCCGACGCAUCUUACGCACGUGCAGUGGAUCCGUGCGAGUGCGCAUGGACACAUUGCCGUCGUGCAUGGGCACGCCACGGCAUGGAGCAUAUCGAUCUACGACAGUCAGCUCGCGGAUGUGUGUGACCCACUUGUGCACCGCGUCAGCAUACACGCACAGAACCGGCCCCAGCUCGCAUGGACAGCAAUGGACCAGGUCGGCAGCGUGCUGGCCGUGAGCGUGGACAAUCGCGUCGAUUUGAUGGCACAGGCGGACAGCUCGUGGGCACUACUGGGCCAGGUCCUGCUGGAGGAGCUGGGCGGCAGUGUGAUUAGCCGUGUCGAGUGGAUGGAUGGGCACCGCCUGCUUGUCUCGUCGACGUGCCAGCUGUUCCUGUACGAUGCAAAGCUGCGCGCGAACGACACGUGGGUCGAUCUCUUGGCCGUGAUGAUCGAGCGCAGCCAGAUGCGCACGUACUAUGACCCCAUGCACCUGAGCAUGUGCCUGCAGAUGGGGCUGCAUGAGAAUGUCGUCGCGAGCUGCACGCAGAUUGCUGCAGCGCGCACGCGCCACCACUGGCCGCCCAUCACCUGGUCAUGGGAGCGUGCGCCGCUGACAGACGCGCCGCAGACGCAGCCCGAGUGGGCCGAGGUGCAGGCGCAGCUCGCGCAGGGCGAGGCAUGGUCCGGGCCACCGGGCCUAGAGGCGGAGCCCCUCGCUCAUGCGAUGCGCGCCGUGCAGGAGGUAUACUCGUCUCCUGUGGACGAGGCAGGGCGGCAGUGCCUUGCCGUUUGGUACGCGUCCGGCGGCCGGGAGGUGCGCUGGGUCUGGGCACAUCUGAGCCGUGAUCAGGCGACGCUGCACAGCAAGGUCGCUGCUGCGUGGGAGACGCGCCUCACCUGGGAGCGAGUGAAGGCCACGGGCAUCUUUGGUUGGAUGCGCGAGCGCGCGGUGCUAGUGCCGCUCAUGGAGCAGGUUGCGCGUGCCGCGUUCGCGAGUGGCGACGACAUUGACCCUGUGCUGAGUACACUGCUGUACCUCGCGCUGCGCAAGCCCACGAUGGUGCGCUCCAUAUGGCGCCGCGCGAUUGGACACAGCGAUCAGGGCAAGAUGCAGGCCUUCCUUGCCCACGACUUUUCGUCGGAGCGCUGGCGCAUCGCGGCGCAAAAGAACGCGUUCGCGCUGAUGAGCCAGCGACGCUUCCUCUUUGCAGCGGCCUUUUUCCUCCUGGGUGGCGCCCUGCAAGACGCGGUCAACGUGUGCGUGCGUCAGCUGGACGACAUGGACCUGGCGAUCGCCGUCGCACGCGUGUACGAAGAGGACGAUCACGGCCCUGUCUUUCUGCGCCUCGUCGAGCAGCAUGUUGUACCGCACGCACUCGCCACGGGCGACCGCUGGCUCGGUGCAUGGGCCCUGCUUGUGUUGGACAGGCCGCGCGACUUUGUACAGAUGCUCACGCGCCCGCUGCGUACCCUCGCUACGAACCAGGAGGCACCGGCGCCUGGCUGGGACUGGCCGGAUCCGUGCCUUCUGCUCGUGCUGGAGCACUGCAAGGCGACGAUGCCGUGGCUCGAUGCCGCGUGGACGCGUGAGGACGAGACGCGCUAUGUGCUCAAUACUGUGUACCGCCUAGAGCGGCUAGCGUGCGACUUGGUGGGCGUGUCCCUUCUGCGCAACUGGCGCUUUGCGCGCGCGCCCGUCGAGGCGCCGGCGGCCCCUGUCACCACGCCCUCUCCCGCGCACGGUCCCAAGAUCGGCUCGCUCAUGGGCGAGCGGCGGCCACCUCCGGCCCAGAGCACGGCAGAGCUGGACCUGAGCGCCUUUGGGUGGUGA